AUAAAACCAUAGAGUAAGUUAAAGGUCGGGAUAAAUUAUAGGGUAAAAUAAAAUAAAUGCAAAUGGAAUGAAGUCGCGAAAAAUUGUAAGAGAAUUUUGAUCAAGUAUUUUAACUUAGUAAAUACUAAUUUAUGGUGAAGUGUUUACAAAUAAUCGUUUUUGGCUAGGAAGUUUGUGUCUUAAUAAAUUAAGGGAUCAUCUUAAAAGGUACUGAGUUCUCCAUCAAGAUUUGUAAGCAGCGGUCCAAGAUAAAAAAAUUAAAUAAUGAAUCCUAACGAUAAACCGUAUACUGAAUCAUUUGCGAAAUAUCUGCAGUCUAUGGUUAAACUGAAUUCUUUGGAAAAAAUGACUGCUGAUUUAGACAAGGAAUUAGCCGAUUCACAAAAUAUAAUGAGAGAAAUUAAAACACUUUACGGUAGCAUUCCAAACGCUCAAGAUCAGUAUCAAUUUAAAAGGUCGCAACACGAAGAACUUGCUAGAUUUGUUGAAGCUGGUUCUCCCAAACUCCUUUUGCCAGAUAUGGUAGUAACAAACAUUGUGGACAUUGAUAAUAUUGUAGCUUCUAUGAAAAAAUAUGCUGAAGAACUCAGAAAAAGUUUAAAUGAAAAAGAAUGCCAUACAAAAUUCAAAACAGUAACCAUAGAAAAAUUGGACUUAACUCCAUAUGCUCUUAGUCUUGAUAAAUUGAGUAAGAGUCUUGCUAAUGUGAAAAUUACCACUGAUGCAAGUGCAAGAAGUGCAGAACUGGAAGGAAAACUAAGUCAACUCUGCGAGGAUGUCACAUUGUUUUCACAGAUGGUACAGGUAAACGGCAGAUUAGGAGAAAUCAUUCAAAAUUGUAGCCAUCCAUCCAACAAUCCUGUGGCUCCAUAUGACAACAUUAUUAAUAAAUUACUUGCUGACAUUAAUGAAGUUACAUACUUGCUAAAAAUUAACUAGAUGUCACUGUCAGCUUGUUAAGUUUGUAGCGUAUCGUAGAUACUAUGUUGUUGUCGUAUAUCUACUACAAUAUUAUUUUACACUAAAAAUGUUCAUACUAUGUUGUGUAUUUUCUAUAAGAUUUUGAUUAUGUGGCAACAUAAAUACAGGACUGAACAUGUAUUUUUUUC
This is a messenger RNA of Pieris rapae (cabbage white), 1109 nucleotides long. RefSeq lists its product as uncharacterized. NCBI's taxonomy places the organism in Eukaryota, Metazoa, Arthropoda, Insecta, Lepidoptera, Pieridae. The record is from RefSeq and is a predicted model, not a curated record. Bases 265 to 939 code for a protein of 224 amino acids. The transcript has 2 exons.